AUGAGGAAAGCACCAAAAUUGGUUGAUUGGGGAAAAGGCAAGUCCAAUAGGUUUUACAAUAUUUUAUUAGAGUAUGCUUCUUGUGGAACUCUAGCUACUCUUAUUGAGCGAUCCGAUUCUCGUGGGCUGCCUGAGUCGGAUGUUAGGAGAUAUACAAGGUGUAUUCUUGAAGGAAUACGUUAUAUUCAUAGCCGUGGUUACGUACAUUGUGACUUGAAACCUGAGAAUGUGCUUCUUGUCUCUAAGGAGAACGGUGACUUUGUGCCUAAGAUUGCGGAUUUUGGGUUGGCCAAGAAAGUUGUGAAGAAGAGGAAAGUCGCAGAUUCUACUGCUGGCGGGACUACCAUGUACAUGGCUCCUGAGACUGUGGUUGAUAAUGUCCAAGACUUUCCUUGUGAUAUUUGGGCUCUUGGUUGCAUUGUUUUUGAGAUGUUCACUGGGUCUCCGCUUUGGUAUGAUUCUGAUACUACAUCUGAUGAACUUAUAAAAUCUAUUGGCGAUAGACAUGAAUUGCCUGAAAUCCCUUAUGAUAUUCCAGAAGAUGGGAGAGCUUUCUUGAAAAAGUGUUUAGUGAAGAAUCCUAUGUUUAGAUUAACCGCUGACAUGCUAUUAAAUGAACCCUUCGUAUCAGGAUUAAGGGACAACAAAUGCAGCGACAUUGCUGAAAAUUCGGUUGAAGGCCAGAGGAGAUCUUGCGAUUCAAGUCGUUCUAAAGAUUUAGACCUUAUAUCCAAAGAGCAUUAUACUUCCUCUUCUGUACCAUAUGGUCGGCUGCUCCGUGUUGUUCGUACUCAGGGAAGACAGUUUAAGCAACCGGCUCGUGUCUGCUAA
Messenger RNA from Ricinus communis (castor bean), 831 nucleotides. RefSeq names its product mitogen-activated protein kinase kinase kinase 20. Gene Ontology annotation, biological process: protein phosphorylation. The transcript is spliced from 2 exons. Gene Ontology annotation, molecular function: protein kinase activity; ATP binding. The record is from RefSeq and is a predicted model, not a curated record. NCBI's taxonomy places the organism in Eukaryota, Viridiplantae, Streptophyta, Magnoliopsida, Malpighiales, Euphorbiaceae. Bases 1 to 831 code for a protein of 276 amino acids.